ACCGCUGCUGCUUUGCUUUCUGCUGGAUGUUUCGUUUCGUUCCGCCAUUACAGUCAUUGCCAUUGACCACUGCUGCUUCGAUUUGAGAAGAUAACGUGUGUUUCUGCUGGAUUGUAAAGAUGCAGACCAACAAUGUUAUCAGAGUGAAGUUCAAAGACAGCAAGAGAUAUAUUUUUUCUUCAAAACCUUUUACAUUUCAAUCAUUUUUGGAAUGUGUUGCCAAUAAAUUUGAUCUUCCUACAAUGGAUGUGAAAGUCUUUGAUGACUCGAAGACAGAAGUUGAUGAGGAAGCAUUCGUAUAUCUGCUGACACGACCAGAUCUUGGUGUAUUAGAAAUUGUCAUCCCAGGCACAGCAAACAUUGAUGAUUCUUUAAGCUCAAGCUCAUUAGGAGAUGAAGGUACAUCAGAGUCUGAUGACACUGCAAUGUUGAUUACAAGCCCUCCUGAAAAAAAUCUAGCUGAGGAACAUCGUCUUGCCAAGAUGAUUGAAGAGAUUCUAAAGACCAGCCCUGGAGGUGAAAAGAUUAUAAACGAAUAUACCCGCACCAAAGGUCUGUCCGAUACCCGAAGACGUGACAUGGUGAAAAUUUUGGUAGCACAUUUAACAAAUGAACAUGGAACAAGCCCUUCCCGACGUUUGAAGGAAGAAUAUGCGAAAGGAAUCAUUUCCCUCUUCCCAUGCUUGGCUGACCCCAGGAGCAAGCUUGGAUAUGAGCAUUAUUACAAUGCAGAAGAUGGAAGUGGAUAUUUGGCGUGGAGAAUUAAAACUCUGCAGAAAGAAGCAUCAGAGGGACGGAUGAAGCGUCCACGGCAACCACAAACAGGUGGGCCAACUGCUGACAGACAAUCCUACAAAGAAGACUGCUAUUUGACUGACGACCGUCAUUGUCAGGAAGCAAUAGCCCUGAUGAAGCAUACAGCUGAUGAGGCAGUGGUAAAGGAAAAGAUGAAGUUAACGCUGGCCUAUCGCCAGAAGCUGCUGCAUGACCCUAAAAAGUCUGCUGAUAUUCUAUCAGUUUUCUCACGAUUCCUGGAUAUACCAGGCUUGAUUAAUCAAGAUUUUGGACUUUUGUUUGGUGAUGCGACCUCUGCAAAGUUGUUGGAGAAGUGGUCUACCAACAUAAAACCAAAGGUUAUUGCACAGAGCCGUGGCCUCACACAGACUAGUGAGCUCCAAGACCUCAUCCAAAAUGCUGAAGCCACUGAAGUUGAAGAAGGGUGGGACAGCGACAUGUCUUCCAUUCUGAUGCUGGUUCACCUUUUGCCACCCUCAAGUCAAGGCCGCAAGAGACCGGGAAAGAUCUCAGCCAAACAAGCAUGUGAUCAUCUUGUGAAAUUCAUCAAGACCGGUAACAGUAUCCAAGGGCACUUGGACAGUAUUGGAGAGAGACUCCAGCCGUAUCUACUCGCUGUUGGGCCGAACAAAAGUAGGAUCCAUUCUUGGUUUAUUGUGAUUGACCAACAUGCUCUACCCUGUAAGGCUUCUAAUUCAUUGGCCUGUGUUGAUGAGCUUUUCAAAGCUCACUUUGUCUUUGGGACUUCAUACUGUCAGGAAUUGACCAAUGUGUUUAGCUUUCUGCAAACCGCAGUCUAUGAUAUAGAUGUUGAAACCACCAAGGUAAAUCCCAGAGUAUCCGAGUUGAGAGCUAGAAUCCUCCAGUGAGCAGAUGAUUUGUUUCAUUUGUAAAAAGGGGCAUGCUAAUGCCAAUGCCCUUAUAAGGCACUUCAAGUUAGUUCAUGGCCUUUGUCCAGGAAAAAGUCUCAAGUUAAAAUGUGCUCAAAGAGGUUGUUCACAUGUUUACCAUAGUUUUUCUGGAUUACGAAAGCAUCUCAGCAAGUGUUGUGCAAUUGACCGUUCACGCAUUGAUUCUGGUGAAAGCUCAUCCACCGCCAACUCCAUUUCAUUAGAUGAUGUAGGUGUUUUAUCAAACCAAAAUCCGCCUUGUGAGUCUGCACUCUUAAAAACAAAUAUAGUAAACAGUUGUGCAACAGUGGUGGCUGAACUUAAAGUUGCUGGUGUCGCAGAGACAACUAUUAACUAUGUUGUUGGUGCUCUAGAAGAAGUGAUUGGAGAUAUUCAUAGUGAAACUCAAGAAUCAGUGAAAAACAGCCUAUCCUUAGAGGAGCCCAUAAAAAGUGUUGUCGAGUCUCAAAUAGAUCAGUUUUUUGAAAAAAUACAAAAUCCUUUUGCGACAUUAAACACUGAAAGCAAGAGAAUGCGGUACUUUUCAGACAAAUGGGGGAAAAUAGAUCCUGUUGAAUAUGUUCUUGGAACAAGAUUUGCAACGCGGCGUAACAGAACAACUGGAACUUUUGCCCAAACCAUUGUUAAGGAUAAAUUUGUAUAUAUACCAAUUCUUGAGACUUUACAGUCCAUUUAUAGACACCCUAGCAUUACAGAUAUGAUGGCGAGAGAUUCACAACAAAGACCAAAUUGUCUUUAUGACAUACACGAUGGAGAAUUCUUUAAGAGGCAUGCACUCUUCUCAAAACAAAGACAUGCAGUUCAGAUCCAGCUUUUUUUUGAUGAAUUUGAAUGCUCAAACCCCCUUGGAUCAAAACGAGGAAUACAUAAGUUAGGAGCUAUCUAUUUUACCCUUAGAAAUAUUUCCCCUAAAUACAAUUCGAGUUUACUAAAUAUACAUUUAGUCACUUUAUUUCAUGCACAAGAUAUCAAAACCUAUGGGUUUGAUAAAAUACUAGAGCCACUUGUCCAGGAUAUCUCAACACUGGAAACCAUUGGAAUUCAGAUUCCUUUAUUUGAUCAGACAGUUUAUGGAACCAUUGUCCAGGUUACUGGUGACAACCUUGGUGUCCAUUCCUUGUUUGGUUUUGUGGAAUCAUUUAGUGCCAGGUACUGUUGUCGCUUUUGCCUA
Molecule: messenger RNA, 2877 nt
Organism: Carassius auratus (goldfish)
Lineage: Eukaryota; Metazoa; Chordata; Actinopteri; Cypriniformes; Cyprinidae
Exons: 12
Coding region: 120-1664 (514 amino acids)
Source: RefSeq, a predicted model, not a curated record